Fusarium vanettenii 77-13-4 is the source of this 1446-nucleotide messenger RNA. RefSeq lists its product as uncharacterized. Lineage: Eukaryota; Fungi; Ascomycota; Sordariomycetes; Hypocreales; Nectriaceae. Bases 1 to 1446 code for a protein of 481 amino acids. The record is from RefSeq and is a predicted model, not a curated record. The transcript has 4 exons.
AUGUGCGACACUGAAUAUCAGUUCAUUAACACCGGUUCUGUGAACCCUGUGUCUCGUCGAUUAAUACGGAGCCAUGUCAUGAGGGGCAAGAACGUGGGCAAGAAGCGACUUCCAAGGCGACAACAGCAAGUCGCUCCGAUUUCCCGAAGCAAGAUUACACAAACACAAAGCAAUAUUGCCUUUCCGCCGAUCCACUACUCUCAAUCAUCCAUGCACGAGUUAAAUACCGGCGAGCUCUUCUCGCCAAGAGUACUCUUUAAUAUCGGCGAUGAGCUUGGAAGAAUUACAUCUCCGUACCACGUAUCUGACCAAGAUAGGAAAGAUAUAUCGUCAUUUUUGCUCCGCUUCUCCGAAAUGGUGUAUCCGCCUCAGUUCUCCCUCGGGUCAAGAGCGUCGAAAGCUAUAUUUAUUGAGUAUCUUUUCGUCGAUGACGCUUACUUUCAUAGUUUUCUCGCCAUGUCAGCAGCUUGCUUCAAUUGCAUUACCAACGGAGAGAGCACUACAAGGGCAGAGAUGCACCACCACUGCAGUGCCCUCCGACUUCUCAAUGCAAAGCUAGCCGGUCAAGAUGCGCUUUCGGAAAUCUCUAUUGCGAGCGUCAUCUCAAUGUGUCUGCACUCGUAUUUGAGGCAAGACGUCAAAAAGAUGAUGGUGCAUCUUAAGGGUUUAAUCAAGAUCAUUGAUCUUAGGGGUGGAAUUGGCUCAUUGGUAGCUUGCCCGGCGCUCAUGGAUAAGGUUAGAAGAAUCGAUGUCGAUGUCGCCAUGCAGAUUGGCAUCCCAUUGCAGUUGGAGUUUACUCCAAUGUUUUCAGAGCCAACCAUAGCUCCGUUGUUUCUGUCAGAUUUUGACCUCCCAGGCCCCUUCAGGCGAACCCUUCAAGAAACCAACAAGCAGCUCUACUUUAUAGCUCGAGAUAUUGCAAGACUGGCACACUUCAUGUCCGCUACUGCUACGACCCCAGAUCUGAGGCCGGGGUUUCUUCAAGAAACUGUCAUGUCCCUGUUCUAUCGACUGUUGGGUGUCGACACUGUCGCUGGACAGUAUAUGGUGGAUCCUGUGGCUAGAGGAACGCAUAUCGUUCUGGCCUCUUUUAUGACUUUGGCGUUGCUUCGUUUCGAUCACCAGAGGCGAAAACAAUACUGUUUUGUUUCUCGUCAGUGCGCCUCUCGACUCAAUUGCUCUAGCUUCGUUGAAGCUAUGGUUGAUCAUGUCGAGGCGCAUUUUUGGAUGCUGAUGGCUUCUGGUAGCACAAUCCUGGAGGACGAUGAUCACGGCUGGCUCAUUCCACAAUUAAAAGAGACAGUGGGCAAGUUGGGAAUUUCGGUCUGGUCGCAGGCCAUGACUAUUUUGAAGAGAUAUCCGUGGAUAUCUGGGCUCCAGGACGAACCAGCUCAUCCACUGUGGAUGAUGUGCUUAGAGCAGUCCGCCAGUUUGGGCCAACGGUAG